Selaginella moellendorffii is the source of this 1699-nucleotide messenger RNA. RefSeq names its product 4-coumarate--CoA ligase-like 1. The transcript is spliced from 6 exons. Lineage: Eukaryota; Viridiplantae; Streptophyta; Lycopodiopsida; Selaginellales; Selaginellaceae. Gene Ontology annotation, molecular function: long-chain fatty acid-CoA ligase activity. Bases 17 to 1684 code for a protein of 555 amino acids. The record is from RefSeq and is a predicted model, not a curated record. Gene Ontology annotation, biological process: fatty-acyl-CoA biosynthetic process.
UCGUCUGCUCGAACUCAUGGGAGACUACGCACCACCCGACUUCACCCCUGCUACCGGCGAGGAUCACACCUUUACCAGCAAGCUUCCUCCUGCAACAGUCCCGGAGCUUACAAUCCCUCAGUACGUUUUCCAAGGAGUAGAGAGUUACCUGGAGAGAGUAGCGAUCGUGGACACCUCCGAUGGCCGAGAGUACACGUACAGGCAGCUCAAGCGGCUGGUGGAGAACUCGGCCGCAGGAAUGGUCCAGCACGGGCUCAAGAAAGGCGACGUUGUGCUUGUCAUUCUUCCCAACAUGGCCGAAUACUUCAUCGUGGUGCUCGGAGCCAUGGCCGCCGGUGGAGUCUUCUCGGGUGUGAAUCCAGCGUCUCCCUCGGUUGAGAUCGAGAAGCAGGUCAGGGACUCCGAGGCCAAGAUGGUGAUCACGAACUUGGCCGGUUACGAAAAAGUCUGCCAUCUUAAGUUGCCGAUCGUCGUCAUUGGAGAGAAUCCACCCCCGGAAGCGAUUCCUCUUAGCUCCCUGUUCGAAGCUGACGGUCAGGCUGCUCUUCCAUUUUCCACCAGUCCAGAUGAUCUCUGUGCUCUUCCUUACUCCUCUGGAACAACCGGCGUAUCCAAGGGAGUGAUGCUGACACACAGGAACAUCCUAUCAAUCCUCAGCCAAACUCUCGCCGACUACGAGAGAAUUCCACCCGAGAUCCGUGAGACCCUUCCACAGUACUGCGCUCUGGGACUGAUGCCGUUCUUCCACAUCUACGGUAUCACUGGCAUUGGCUGCUCUACCAUGAGGCUCAAAGGGAAAGUUGUCGUCAUGGAGCGGUACGAGCUGAGAAAGAUGCUGGAGGCUCUCAUCAAGUACGAAGUCCAGUUUGCUCCCUUGGUGCCACCGAUUAUCCUGUCCCUCGUGAAAAAUCCCCUGGUCGACGAGUAUGAUCUCAGCAAGCUGAAGCUCAAUGCCGUCAUGACCGCAGCCGCACCGCUCGCACCAGAGCUCCAGCGAGCAUUCGAAGCAAAAUUCCCAGGCGUCGAAAUGAGACAGGCGUAUGGGUUGACGGAAUAUAGCUGUGUUACGCUCUCCCACUGCGCACCUGGACAUGCGAGAGGCAACGCAAAAAAGGGAUCAGUCGGAUUUAUCAUACCAAACACGGAAAUGAAGUUCAUAGACCCGGACACGGGUAAAUCCUUACCAGCGAACACUCCUGGAGAGAUUUGCGUCCGCGGAGGAGCUGUAAUGAAAGGCUAUUAUAAAAAUCCAGAUGCAACAAAAAGCACAGUCGAUGACGAGGGCUGGCUACAUACCGGAGACGUAGGAUACAUUGAUGACGACGGUGACAUUUUCAUCGUUGACAGAGUAAAAGAGCUGAUCAAAUAUAAAGGCUUUCAGGUUCCACCAGCGGAGCUGGAAGCAAUUCUAAUAUCUCAUCCUCUCAUUGAAGACGUGGCUGUCAUACCAUUCCCGGAUGAAGCUGCUGGAGAGAUUCCUGUGGCAUGCAUCGUGAGGAAGCAAGGAAGCGAUCUCUCGCAGGAAGAAAUCUUUGAUUUUGUCUCGUCCAAGGUUGCAGCUUACAAAAAGAUACGAAGGAUUGAAUUCGUGUCAGAAAUUCCCAAGUCACCAGCCGGGAAGACCAUGCGCCGGCUGCUUCGCGACAGUCUCUUGAAACACAAAACCUUGAGUAAAUCAAGCUAGCUUCCUCCGGUAGUC